Messenger RNA from Labeo rohita (rohu), 1741 nucleotides. Its product is annotated as GTPase IMAP family member 8. NCBI's taxonomy places the organism in Eukaryota, Metazoa, Chordata, Actinopteri, Cypriniformes, Cyprinidae. The transcript has 3 exons. The record is from RefSeq and is a predicted model, not a curated record. The coding region runs from base 68 to 1336 and encodes 422 amino acids. Gene Ontology annotation, molecular function: GTP binding.
UUGAGUUUUUGAUUUUGAUUUUUAAAGAUUUUUCCUUUGGUUAACUUCUCAACAUUCUUUAUAUUCUAUGUCAGUUUCUAUAUUUUUACUUCAAAAUUAUCUAUUGCGUUUAGGAGAAAAUAAAACUGCACAAGUUUCAGAUGAUGACAGCGUUGUCACCGUGGUGCUGCUAGGACAAAACAGCACUGACAAAUGCCUGAUAGGAAACACCAUGCUUGGAUAUGGCUGCUUCCAGCCAGGGAAGUCCAUGUAUCAAAAGGCUCUAGGAAGAAUGGGGGACGAGCUGCUCUACAUUAUAAACACCCCAGACCUUUUCUGGAGACUAUGCCAAGAACCAGAAGCUAACACUAUAGAGGAAAUGAAGCCAUCGUACACGGGUCCACGCAUGUUCCUCCUGGUACUCCACGAUAAACAGCUCUCCCUGGAAGAGGUGGAGAUGUUUACCAAACUAAAGGACAGGUUUGGAGAGAAAAUGACAAAAAAUAUUACUGUAGUGUUGAUUGACAAAGAGACAUCAAGGCAGUCCUGUAACUUAGAGGAUGUAAACCUCAAAAAGAUUUUACAAGAAUGUGACGAGAGAAUUUGCGUCUUCAGCAAAGAUACGGCAGACUCAGAUCUGGUCAGACAGCUAUUGAUACACAUUACAAAAACGUCAGAGAAACUAGAAGCUGAUCUUGGCAGUUUAUCAUUAUCUUAUAGAUUACAGGAAGACACAAGCAAGAAUGUUCAUCAGAAGGAAAAAGAUGAGUCAGAACAACCAAAGACAAUGCCAGGAGAGGGUGUGAAUGACAACCCAUUUGCAGGUGACUGCAAGAUCAUCACCAUGGUGCUCCUGGGAAUGAACAGCGAUGACAAGUGCCUGAUAGGGAACAGUAUUCUCCAGUAUGACUGUUUCGUAGCUGGAAAAGCCACAUGUGAGAGGGUUGUGGCUAGAGUAGCUGAUCAGAUGGUCUAUAUUGUCAACACUCCUGACCUUUUCCAUAAACAAAGCCCAGAUCCAAUAGCUGAUAGUAUGGAGGAGAUGAAGCCAUCAUACGUAGGUCCACGUAUGUUCAUCAUGGUACUGCAGGACAAAACUCUCUCACAGGAAGAGAUGGAAAUGUUCGCUCAACUGAAGGAGAGAUUUGGAAAGAAACUGCUUGAAAACAUGUUUGUUGUGCUCAUAGGUAGUGAUGAAAAUAAUGCAAGAGAGACCUUUGAAGCUGAUAAGAACCUCAAAAAGAUUCUAGAUGAGUGUAAGGAGACGGUUUAUGUUUACAGGAGUAAUGUGAAAAGCACUGAGCUGGUCAGCCAGCUUAUAGGACAAAACAUGGAGGAUAAGCAGGAAUCUGAGUAAAACUGAACAUAUCAGUUAGAAAUCAGCUCAGUGUGUGAUUGAAAUUGUGCCAUAAAACAGAUUUUUCUAAAUACAAAAGACAGUGUAAUGUCUAUAUGUAACCAAAAGAUGGUGCAAUAAACAUAUGUAACACAACCGCCUACAAUUCCUUCAUACUGUCUCACUACCAUCAUGACUCUGAAAUAAAUCACUGUUUAAACAUACUUUUUGCAAGAGUUUCCAAUAACAGACAGUAAUACAAGCAGAUGGAAACUGGAGUUUGGUAAAGUUGGUAUUUGCAUAAAACUGCCAAAAGCUACUUUCACUAACUCCAUCCAGCAUUACUUGGAUUUUUACCUUUAGUACAAAUAACAAAUUAUUAAAUGUGGCCUUUGGCCACAACUAAGCCCAACUAAAUUAAACAGA